Molecule: messenger RNA, 1551 nt
Organism: Miscanthus lutarioriparius
Lineage: Eukaryota; Viridiplantae; Streptophyta; Magnoliopsida; Poales; Poaceae
Source: the annotation of a GenBank genome assembly
AUGGCAGAGGGGGAGUUGAAGCCCGCGGCGAUGCAGGUGGAGGCCGCCGAGGCGGCGUCCAAGCCGCGGUUCAGGAUGCCGGUGGACUCCGAUAACAAGGCCACCGAGUUCUGGAUCUUCUCCUUCGCGAGGCCGCACAUGAGCGCCUUCCACCUCUCGUGGUUCUCCUUCUUCUGCUGCUUCCUCUCCACCUUCGCGGCGCCGCCGCUGCUCCCGCUCAUCCGAGACACGCUCGGGCUCACGGCCACGGACAUCGGCAGCGCCGGGAUCGCCUCCGUGUCCGGCGCGGUCUUCGCGCGUGUCGCCAUGGGCACGGCGUGCGACCUGGUGGGGCCCCGCCUGGCGUCCGCGUCCAUCAUACUCCUCACCACGCCCGCCGUGUACUGCUUCGCCAUCAUCGACUCGCCCUCGUCCUUCCUGCUCGUGCGCUUCUUCACGGGCUUCUCGCUGGCGUCCUUCGUGUCCACGCAGUUCUGGAUGAGCUCCAUGUUCUCUUCCCCCAAGGUGGGUCUCGCCAACGGCGUCGCCGGCGGGUGGGGCAACCUCGGCGGCGGCGCCGUGCAGCUCAUCAUGCCGCUCGUGUUCGAGGCCAUCGGCAAGAUCGGGAGCACGCCGUUCACGGCGUGGCGCGUGGCCUUCUUCAUCCCGGGCCUGCUGCAGACGGUGUCGGCCAUCGCCGUGCUGGCGUUCGGCCAGGACAUGCCCGACGGAAACUACCGGAAGCUGCACAAGUCCGGCGACAUGCACAAGGACAGCUUCGGCAACGUGCUCCGCCACGCCGUCACCAACUACCGCGCCUGGAUCCUGGCGCUCACCUACGGCUACUCCUUCGGCGUGGAGCUCGCCGUGGACAACAUCAUCGCGCAGUACUUCUACGACCGCUUCGGCGUCAAGCUCAGCACCGCCGGCUUCAUCGCCGCCAGCUUCGGGAUGGCCAACAUCAUCUCCCGCCCCGGCGGCGGCCUCAUGUCGGACUGGCUCUCCAGCCGGUUCGGCAUGCGCGGCAGGCUGUGGGGCCUGUGGGUGGUGCAGACCAUCGGGGGCGUCCUGUGCGUGGUGCUCGGCGCCGUCGACUACUCCUUCGGCACGUCCGUGGCCGUCAUGAUACUCUUCUCCCUGUUCGUGCAGGCGGCCUGCGGGCUCACCUUUGGCAUCGUGCCGUUCGUCUCCCGGAGGUCGCUGGGGCUCAUCUCCGGCAUGACCGGCGGCGGCGGCAACGUGGGCGCCGUGCUCACGCAGCUCAUCUUCUUCCACGGAUCCAAGUACAAGACGGAGACGGGGAUCAAGUACAUGGGGCUCAUGAUCAUCGCGUGCACGCUGCCCAUCACGCUCAUCUACUUCCCGCAGUGGGGCGGCAUGUUCGUGGGGCCGCGGCCCGGGGCGACGGCGGAUGACUACUACAACCGGGAGUGGACAGCGCACGAGCGCGAGAAGGGGUUCAACACCGCGAGCGUACGCUUUGCGGAGAACAGCGUGCGGGAGGGGGGGCGGUCAGGCAGCCAGUCCAAGCACACUACUGUCCCAGUCGAGUCCUCGCCGGCCGACGUGUGA